This is a messenger RNA of Lacerta agilis (Sand lizard), 2388 nucleotides long. It is a transcript of the gene TRIL, whose product is annotated as TLR4 interactor with leucine rich repeats. Gene Ontology annotation, cellular component: extracellular matrix. The record is from RefSeq and is a predicted model, not a curated record. The transcript has a single exon. Gene Ontology annotation, molecular function: protein binding. NCBI's taxonomy places the organism in Eukaryota, Metazoa, Chordata, Lepidosauria, Squamata, Lacertidae. Bases 25 to 2313 code for a protein of 762 amino acids.
CCGCUCGCCGCCCGCCCUCGUGGGAUGGAGCCGCCGCGCCCGCGCCGUCUGAUGCCGCUCCUCCUCCUCUACUGCUCCUUGGCUCUGCUGCCUCCCGCCGCGCAGACCGUGUGCCCGGAGCUAUGCGACUGCCAGCAGCAGCAGCACGUCCUGUGCACCAACCGAGGGCUGCGGGCCGUGCCCAAAGCCGUCGAGCCGCAGGACAUCCUCACCUACAGCCUGGGCGGCAACUUCAUCGCCAACAUCUCCGCUUUCGACUUCCACCGCCUGGUGGCGCUGCAGCGCCUCGACUUGCAGUACAACCGCAUCCGCGCACUCCACCCGAAGGCCUUCGAGCGCCUGGCGCGCCUGGAGGAGCUCUACCUGGGGAACAACCUCCUGACGGCCCUGGCGCCCGGCACCCUGCGCCCCCUGGCCAAGCUGCGCAUCCUCUAUGCCAACGCCAACGAGAUUAGCUCCUUGAGCGCGGCUUCCUUUGCUGGGCUGGGCAGCCUGGUCAAGCUGCGGCUGGACGGCAACGCCUUGGGCUCGCUGGGAGACGCCACUUUCUCGGGGAUGUCCAACCUGCUCUAUUUGCACCUGGAAGCCAACCGCAUCCGCUGGCUGAGCCGCAACGCCUUUGCUGGCCUGGGGAAGCUGCGCUUUCUCGACCUGUCGGGGAACCAGCAGAGCCUGCUGCGCCACCCCGACAUCUUCCGGCCGAUGCGUUUGCUCAGCACCCUCCUCCUCUCCGGCAACAGCCUGCAGCAACUGGGGAAAGGGCUCUUCCAACACCUGCCCAACUUGGCCAAGCUGUCCUUGAGCGGCAACCGCCUGGCUUGGUUGGCACCGGAAGCCUUCGCUGGCUUGGGGGCCCUCAAGGAGCUGCGGUUGGAUGGGAACGUUCUGAGCCAGCUGCCCGCGCCGCUGCUGCAGCCGCUGCGCGGCCUGGAGGUGCUGGACCUGAGCCACAACGCCCUGGCCGCUCUCCCGCCGGGUGCCUUUGCUCAGCUGCACAAGCUGCGGGAGCUCAGCUUGCAGGACAACGCCUUGGCUACGGUGCCCGGUGACCUCUUUGUCUCCAGCCCCGUGCUCUACCGCUUGGAGCUGGAUGGAAAUCCCUGGAGCUGCGACUGCCGCCUGCGAGGCCUGAAGCACUGGCUGGGCUCCUGGCAUGCGCAGGGCCGGCUCCUCACAGUGUUUGUGCAGUGCCGGCAGCCGCGGGCCCUGGCUGGGAAAUACCUCGAUUACCUGGAGGACGCCCAGCUCUCGGCGGCUCUCAAUGGCUCCUCUUGCCCCAAUAUGGUGGCCUCCUCUCCUGCCCCGCUCGCUAGGGGCAACAGCAGCUCAGGCCUGGGCCUAGUGCAGGAGAAGGUCGGCUCCUUGCCCUCUGCCUCGACCAUGCAGCUGCUGGGCUCUCAGAAGAUCUUGGCGUCCGGAAGAGAGAGCUGGGCAGCUGAGACGGGCCUCACAACCUCAACGCCCGGCUUGCACCUCACCACCAGGCCACCUUCCUUACCUGGAGCUGCUUGGCCCAGGCGCGCAGGCAAAUACCACUCAGUCUCGUCUGGCAUCCCUCCGCUGGUCACCGACCCCUGCGAUUUCAACAAGCUGUUCCUCUACAACCUGUCGGUGGAGGCGGUCGGCUCUGGCACGGUGACGGUGCGCUGGGGGGUCCGCCCGCACCGCAGCCCCCGCCUGCUUGGCCCCGUGCGCUUCCGAGUCCUCUUCGACCGCUUCGGGGCCGCCACCAAGUUCCAGCGGUUUGUUUACCUCCCCGAGUGGAGCGAGCCCGUGGCUACGCUGCAGGAGCUGCGCCCCGACACCCCUUACCUGGUCUGCGUGGAGGGUGUGAUCGGGGGCCGUGUCUGCCCGGUGGCGCCGAGGGACCAUUGCGCAGGGCUGGUCACCCUGCCCGAAGAAGGUGCAGGCGCUUCCGCCGCCGUGGCAGGCAGAUCCCAAAACCUGGACCACCAACUCCUCACCCUGGUGCUGCUGGCGGUCAACGCGUUGCUGCUUUUCCUGGCCCUGGCGGCCUGGGCUUCCCGCCUGGUGCGGAAAAAGGUGCUGGGGUGCCGGCGGCGGAAGGCAGCGUCGCCCGUGCACGUCCGGCAGAUGUAUUCGACCCGCCGGCCCCUGCGCUCCAUGGGGACAGGCGUCUCUGGUGACUUUUCCGGCUUCCAGUCCCACCGACCGCCCCGAAGUGCGGUCUGUGCCCUGAGCGAAGCCGACCUCAUUGAGUUCCCGUGCGAGCGCUUCGUCGACAGCGGCGCCGGAGGGAACAGCAGCGCACGGCGUGGAGAGGAUCACCUGCUGCAGAGGUUUGCAGACUAGAGGCGCGGAUGGAACAAAUGCUGUGGCUUCCGUUGCCGCCCUGUUAUGCCGGAAUCAAGUGCCCAGCGUUGAGAU